Oncorhynchus kisutch (coho salmon) is the source of this 4799-nucleotide messenger RNA. RefSeq names its product syntaxin-binding protein 4. The transcript has 23 exons. Lineage: Eukaryota; Metazoa; Chordata; Actinopteri; Salmoniformes; Salmonidae. Gene Ontology annotation, molecular function: protein binding. Bases 266 to 2452 code for a protein of 728 amino acids. The record is from RefSeq and is a predicted model, not a curated record.
GAACAUGCGCUAGUUGAGCUGAGUUUCCCGCCCUCAAUUAGCUACUGUUGCAGCCAGGCAGCAAUCUCGUUAUCAUUGAUUUGAUGCGGAAUGAAUCAGCGCUGACACAUCUCCACACUCAGCGAAGGAAUAGCGCAGCACGUCGACGCGUCAACUGAUGGACAGAAUGAAGCGUUAAAGUUAUCCCGCGGGGCCCGGGGAUCGUUGUUGUGGUGGGGAAAAAACAACUGAGCCAGCAGUCACGGGAGCUAAAUAUUUGGAUGCUAUGCCCUUUUCGAAAGGAGGAGGACGAGAACUCGAGCGUUUUGAUGGACUCUCGCUAAUUUACUGGACACUAAUGGGUCCGUAUGGGGUAGAUCGUGCCGUUCAUGAAAUAGAAUUUACUGACUGUGAGAAUGGACUGGGGAUCAAAGUGAUUGGAGGAAUGAAGGAGUUAACGGGAGAGGAGUUUGGAGUCUACGUCAAAAGGAUUUUACCUGGUGGCCUUGCUUCAAGUGAUGGACACCUUCAGGCGGGAGACCAGAUCUUGGAGGUGAAUGGGGAGAGUUUACUAGGGGUCACCAGUGAAAGAGCAGUAGACGUUCUGAGGUCAGCGUCCUCGAGCAACCAAAUGCGCCUUCUGAUCGCCAGAGACGAGGAAGCCAGGAGAGAGUUUUCAGAGCUUUUGGAGAAGUAUGGAUCCAGCAGUAGUACUGGGUCGACACGCAACUCUCCCAUCCAGCAUGCAGGCAGAUAUCUGGACAGCACAUCGUCCGGGUCCUCGUCACGCUCCCAGAGUCCUUUGCUUUUGAGUCCUGCUGGCUCUCAGAGCACCUACAACAACCCUCUACUGCGCUCCCUCAGUCACCCAGGAGAGGGUGUGAUCCAGCUGAUCUCUGUAGCCCGCUCCUCUAGUCUGGGCAUCACCAUCGGCGGAGGCUCCAAUAGACCGGACGGCCCUGCGGUCUUCAUCCAGGAGGUUCUGUCUGGGGGAGACUGCCACAGGGAUGGGCGCCUGAGGCCAGGGGAUCAGCUCAUUGCCAUCAACAAGGAGUCCUUGAUAGGUGUGACCCACGAGGAGGCUAAGAGCAUGGUCAACAAGGUCAAAUUCAGUCAAGAGGCGGUGGUGGAGGUUGCUUUCAUCCCUGGUAAAGGUCCGUUCCCCAACAGCACGUCUUUACACAACGGUGUCCAGCGCGGCGUUGGCAACGGGUACAGCUCCGGACGCUUAAAAGUCCACGUCAGAUCACCAGAGAUCCGUACAGGGGAACCUGCCCCACUGCCUUCUCCCUCCCCUGACAUCUGCCCUCCAGAUAUACACAUUUCAGGCUCGGCCCCCACCCAGAGAACAGUGUUGUCUGCAGCCAAACCCAAGAUCACCCUGGACCCUCACAUACGCCUCAAGUCUGACAAACUGGACCUGGCGUUGUCGUACCUGGGUCUGGACGUGACGGAGGAGAAGAGGAGGAAGCUGAGACAAAGUCUUAUCACUGACCCACAGGGAACCGUGUCCUACGGAGACUUUGUUGAGGCCACACGCAACGUCUACCAAGAGAAUCUGGAGGAGGCGGGACUAGGGCAGAAAGAGUUCAUGUUCUCCUAUCACGAAGCAGCUAGCUUGAUGGACACCUCUGCCUUCCACUCCCCGACCUUUGAUUCAGAUUCCUACAGUAGUGAAGAACUGGAACACUUUCAGGCGGAGGUGAAACAGCUGCAGAACCAGAUUAAACAACUCAAGUCCAAUCACAGUCAGCCUGCUGGUUUUCCUACACUACCCCAGAUCAGUCAGCCUGCUGGUUUUCCUACACUACCCCAGGUCAGUCAACCUGCUGCUUUUCCUACACUACCCCAGGACACAGAGCACAGCAAGUCGACCCUGGAGGAGGAGCUACACAACACCUCAGAGAAAGCGUGUGCGACGGUGGAGGAGAACAGUCGCCUGAAGACUCGUGUGCAGGUAGCGGAGGCAGUGCAGGGAGACAGACAGAGUAACAGUGCAGAGCAGGACUAUGAAGAGGUCAUUACACUGCUAGAGGCUGAGAUCAAAGACCUGAAGAACCAACUGGCGGGCAAGAAACAGAAGGGUCUGGAAGCUACUAAGGAAGAUGUGAUGGAGUUAAACAGGAAGUUGUCGAUGAUUGACUGUCAGCUGAGGAAGUCUGAGCUGAGCAGAAGACACCUGGAGAUCUCCAACAAGAAACUACUGGGAUUCGCACAGAAUGUUCACAAAGUGCUCACCACCCCCAGCUUGUUUGGAAUGGAAAAUGGGAGUAGCAGGACCUCUCCAGCCACAGACAGCCCAGAGACCCCCUCUCCCAUCCCAGACCCAGCCUGCCAGUUAGCUGCAGAGGCCAGGGAGCUGGUGGAGGGGGUCAGAUCCCUGAGCAGCACCGAUGAUACAGCCCCUCUCAGUGACUCAGAGGUGGGUGAACCACCUGACCCAGCCAUGGACCCUAACCGGGCAACACAGUGACCCUCAUAGCUCGGCGGCUCAGACAUCUCCUACAGAAGAUCCAGCCAAAGACAAGCGCCGCCAGUAGAGAACAUUCAGAGAACGUCACAGAGAGCGUUUUAGAGAACGUUACGAGGACGUGAAAAGAACAACGUGGCUGGGGACUAGGCUCAGAAGAACACAGUGGUUGGCUGACUACGUUUACCUAAAAACGACCAACGACCCUUUAAAAGACAGACAGAUUGAGAGAGACAACCAGACAGACUGUAUGUAGGAUGCUAUCCAGUGUGCGUAAAAAAAACAAAAAAAACACUUACAACUCUUUAAAAAUGAACUACUGUCAUUAGUUGAGGCUUCAGUCAGUGUUCUGGGAUUGCUUUACCGAUUAACCGCAAAAUGUUCUAGUUGAUCUGUUUUCUAAUACAGCUGUGUGUGUACUUACAAUUCUCUGUUGAUAUUUAGCAUUUAUCAUCAUCCGUUUAUUUUGGGGAUCAGAGGUCCUCAAGAACACGAAGAGAGAUGAAGAUGUUUGUGUUCAUUAUCUGAGACGGGACAAAAAUGUGUAUUUUUGCUCACAACAGUUCCCAGAGGUGAGGGGAGGAAGCCAGGCUAGGGUAUUGGAACCUAGUCCUAGCUGUCUCUAUAGCUGUAUCGCCAUGGCUACAGUAAGUGCCCUGUAUGCGUAUACUUCAGAGAGAGAGAGAGAGAGAGAGGAUAACGUGGACGAUGUGCCCUGAUCCAAAGCGUCUCAUCCUGAUGACAUCGUGUCACCAUGGUGAUGACCCUUGUGUACAGAAACGGUUUGUCCCUUAUACUGAAGUGCUCUGAUGAACUGUCUGUCUGUUUUGAAGAUGAUCUUGUACUGGAAAAGCCCAUUUUCUGUUACGGGAUACCGAGGUAGAGGAAGAAGCUUUAGGACCUGCACGAGCUGUCAUGGCGACGCCGAGACGUCUGCUUUUGCUGUUAUUAUAAAACCCUGUAAAUCUUUAAGCUGAAAGAAAUAUUGCACACUCCUUUGAUGUCCUUCUCCACAUCUUCUGACUGACACACACACACACACACACACACACACACACACACACACACACACACACACACACACACACACACACACACACACACACACACACACACACACACAAACAAAUCCGCUGGACCAAGCCAGAGCUUACUAUAGUAUGUCUGUGUCAGUUGAAGCUCGUUCAAGGCUUUGUCUAUGAGGAUUCCUUUCUUCCUUACUGUUGAGUUCUGUGAAUACUUACUACGCUGUCAUAUCACAUAUGUUCCGUGACUUCUGUUAGAACUGCGUCUCCAUAGCGACAGCUGUGUGGAAGUUCCGUUCCAUAACCCACAGUUUGUCAGCUUGUUCUCUGAGAUUGAGGUUUUGUCACCAAGACAAUAAAAAAAAGAAUGGAAAAAACAACAACAAUGGCCUUUUAGCAGUGGCUGUGUCUCGAUAGUCGUAACUAGCUCCCUUUCCUUGUGUCCUUUCCUUGUGUCCUUUUCCUUCAUGAUCAGUGAUAUGGAAAGAAGUGAUACUGUAGGUAAAAAAAUCAAUAUGGUGGAAAGCCAUCCAAUCCUUUCACCUGUUAGAGGUCCUGAAGGAAAGGAAAUGAGGGGAGAAGACAAGUAAAGGAAGUAAUGAAAGAGUAUUGAGACCCAGCCGGUGUCUAUCAACUCAAAACACCUGAUACUUCCUCAGUGCUAAUGAAGGAAAGGAGACGAGGAAGGAAGCCAAAGACGAGUAUUGAAACACAACGCAAAGCAGUGUAUCUCAACUGGAAACAUCAUCCGUACCAUACUAUCACUGCAUGGUUCUGGUUCUGUCAACCUGUCAUUCAACAUCCAACUAUGGAAUCAAAUGUUUGGUUUCAGGAAUGUAGAGAAAAACAUUAGUUAUACUGUCUUGUUUAAAAUAAUUUGGUUGUAUGAUAACGAUACCUGUGUGGUGGGAUAUAUGGGUUGCGUCCCAAUAAGCUCUCCUUUCUCCCGAAGUGUGCACUCGUUCACUUUCCUUUAUGGAUUUCAAAGGACAUGACUGGAAUAUGGAACUCCCUCUAGAGUCCAGCCCAUGCCAACACAUAUCCAUAUCCAUAUAUUGUAUGGAGUAGUGAACGAGUGCACACUUCAGGAAAGAAAGAGAGAGUUUUGGGACACAAGUCAAGGAGAUGUGUACAACAGGAGGUCAUGUAACAUUAAUAAGACCGUAGCUGGCUAAAUGUGUCAGAUGUGUAUUGUUUAUGUUGUUAAAUGCACAUGCUUUACCAAACUGACUGACAUGUAGUCCUGUAAUUGAACUAGAUUGCAUCAUUAUGUGUGGCCUCCGAACUUUCUUUUACUGUUUUUAAUAAAGGAUUAACCUCAAAUA